This is a messenger RNA of Chondrus crispus (carragheen), 1029 nucleotides long. RefSeq lists its product as hypothetical. Bases 1 to 1029 code for a protein of 342 amino acids. Gene Ontology annotation, molecular function: acyltransferase activity, transferring groups other than amino-acyl groups. The transcript has 2 exons. The record is from RefSeq and is a predicted model, not a curated record. Lineage: Eukaryota; Rhodophyta; Florideophyceae; Gigartinales; Gigartinaceae.
AUGUCUCGUGUCAGUUCAUCAAUCAAAUCUUCCAAACGCACUCAGGGCAAGUCUACCCAAACCACCUCCAAGUCCCUCACGAAAACUACCGUCAAAAUCCAUGAGGCCCCAACCAGCCGCCUUUUGACACAACUCACUCGCUUGCAGGACCAAGAAGCCGGCUGGAAUCAGACAACGUUUGAUCUCUCGGUUUCAAAACCCACCAUCGCCGUCGUCUAUGAUAAAAAUGGAGCCAUAGUCGGGUCUGGCACUCUGAAUGCCAUGUCCCCUCAAAGCUUUUGGAUGGGCAACGUGUUUGUUGCCGAGAGCAUGAGGCGCCGUGGAAUUGGUUCCAAGUUGGUCUCGGAGCUUCUGAGCCACGCUGAAGCAAAGAAGAGCCGAUCUUCCGUUGUCCUCACCUCCACAGAUCUCGGAAUGGGAAUGUACAGCCGCCUCGGCUUUAAAGUCGUACCUAGCAUCAAGAUCGUCAUGUACGCAAGACCGCCUACAGUCGCCCCGACUCGUUCCAGCCUCAAGCCAAGAGUCCCAAGCAAGGCCGAACACGAAGAGGCAAUCAAGUUCGAUGAAAAGUCCAAUGGUGCAUCACGCGCAUCGAUGCUGCGGAGCAUCUAUAAGCAGUACGGGAUGUGUGCAGUUUUGAAGUCUGGCUCGUCUAUCGUGGCAGUUGCGUGGGGUCGGUACCUGGCAAGUCCUACAAAGGACCACCAGCCGGAGUUACAAAUCGGACCCGUAGUUGCAAAGAAGUCUGAGUAUGCGGCUAGCGUGACCGGGGAGCUUCUGAGAAUGGACCAGGGCGGGCGUUCUGCAAAGAAGGGUAUGUGUGGGAGUGCAAUGGUUCUAUCUGUGCAGCGAGGGAAUGACAGCAAGCCUGGGAUGCGGGCGUUUGAGUCAGUUGGAUUUAUGAAGAUGGGAGAGAUGCCGUACAUGCGGAAGACACUUGGGAGGUCUUCGAGUUCAUCUGAUUCGAAGCUAGACCUUGUACGGGCAAGCUCAUCAUACCAUGCGAUGGCAUGGUGGGAUCUUGCAUAG